Messenger RNA from Cuscuta campestris, 1278 nucleotides. NCBI's taxonomy places the organism in Eukaryota, Viridiplantae, Streptophyta, Magnoliopsida, Solanales, Convolvulaceae. The record is from the annotation of a GenBank genome assembly.
CAAUGAGAGUGGGAAAUGGAGAAGCACCCGGGAAUUGAGCCGGGGAAAAAGUUUUGUAAGGAUAGUCUCUAGGAGUAGAAAGCCAGAUCUUCGCUGCAUGACGAACGAGCUUGAAAUUACAUUCGCUGAGUUUUUCCUUGGGGAGUGUGUUGGCGAUUGGAGCGAGGGUGGAAUUACACUUGUUGGGAAAAAUAUUAUCGAUUUUGAUGAUGAUGUAUUUAGAUUGUAAUAGGGACUUUAGGCCUCCCCCAAUAUUCAAUGUAAUUUUUCUUUUUAGAAAUAUUGUUAAAACCGAGUUCUUGAGAUUUCCAAUAAAGUUGUGAUAUUUCUUUAAGUGGUUUGAUGCUUGAAGACUUAAUCAAAUUUAGUGAUAUGGAAAUUGGAUAUCUUGAUCGGAAAUGUCAGAGACAAAGUGUUUCCAGUGUAGUUGUUGGAACACAUGUUUGGGUUGAGGAUCCAGAGGUAGCUUGGAUAGAUGGAGAGGUUGUUGAAAUCAAUGGUGGAGAUAUUACAGUCAACUGUACAUCAGGGGCAAUUGCUAACGUUGAACCAUUAGAAGAUAGCUACCAAGUAGAUGUUAUUGGGGAAGCCACACCUGAUGUUAUUGUCAAUGAAUUUAUGAAAGGCGAGAAGGAAUUUAUUGAGAAAAUAUUGAGCACGGAGUUCAAUUUUUUCCGAGCUAUUAGAGAUGGGAGUGCACUGAUGCAGCAUAUGGAGGAUUUCUAUUAUAUUACCCUAUUGGAGAUUAAGUACAAGAGUUUUGAUAAAGUUGAAGAGAGAAAGUGGUGGCACAUUCCAAUAAUUACAGAACUUCUUGAGAAGAAUGGUCUUGAAUCUGCACUGAAGACAGUUCUUGACACAGAGAUGGUGCAAGCACGUCAGUUUGUACAUUUUGCUUUUCCACGGCUUAAGUGGACUGAUCAAAGUAAUGACACUGGAAUUUGGAAGGAUCAGGCUUCAAAUGAAACUGAAGCAAUAGGAAAACAUAGUGAUCAUUCAGGAGAUUUCGCUGGUCCUUCAGCAUUAGAUAGAUCUGUAAACUAUUCAAACCAGUCAGACAGCCAUCCAGAUCCAGAAGUGCUCCCCAAAUUGCUCAAACCUUGAUGAACAUAAAUCUUCAGAGAUUGAAGUUGUUGAAGCCUCACUGUCUGAUAAACAUUUUUGGAAAAACAUUGCUGAUAUUGUGAAUCAUAAUGUUGUUCAGAGAAUUGGUUUUCCUGCUUUUGAUAAAAUAAGGUGGGAUGAAUUUGACUUGUUAAAUAAGAUUGGGUUGCAGUC